CAUUGGCCAGACUGGAUAGUCGAAGCUCGUGUCGCUGUCAGUGCGCGGAGUCACACGGUUUCCCUGCUUGGCAGUGUUGGUACCGACGCUCACGAUCUGGAGCUUUUACCAAAAUUGAUGAAUACCACCUACAUGCUUAUCGCAUGGAAUGAAAGCCACGAUCCUGAUGUGAAAGAGGGGAAGAACCAGAACAGAGUCGCUUUCUUCAAUCCUGACACCCAUACAACUCCUGACAUUACCCAUUUCAAGUGUCAACGGGAAACUGUCAGAAGACUUGAGCCAUGCCCUGCGUUCAGGCUCAGUAUGGAUCAUCACCUCAAGGAGCUAGUCCUGCUUCCCAGAGCUACAGCUACCACACCGCAGGAGAAUACAGCUGCGACUUCUUAACACCCGAGUUUGUUAAGUUUAGCAUGGACUUGACCAACACUGAGAUCACAGCCACUACUUCUCUCCCAAGUUUCAGUACAUUCAUGGACAACUAUAACACCAGUUACGACGUUAAACCGCCCUGUCUGUAUCAGAUGCCCCACUCUGGAGAGCAGUCCUCUAUCAAGGUGGAGGACGUCCAGAUGCACAACUACCAUCAGCAGAGCCACCUGCCACCUCCGUCGGAAGAAAUGAUGGCUCACUCUGGGCCUAUGUACUUCAAACCCUCCUCGCCUCACGCCCCGACUACACCAAACUUCCAGGUUCAGCCCAAUCACAUGUGGGAGGACCCGGGCUCCCUCCACAGUUUCCACCAGAACUAUGUCGCGGCCACGUCCCACAUGAUAGACCAGCGCAAGAACCCGGUGUCGAGGCUUUCGCUCUUCUCCUUCAAGCAGUCCCCGCCCGGCACUCCUGUUUCCAGCUGUCAGAUGCGGUUCGACGGGCCGCUGCACGUCUCCAUGAACCACGACAACCCGGGUGCGCACCGCGGCCUGGACGGCCAGAGCUUCGCGGUGCCCAGCGCCAUCAGGAAACAGGCUGGUCUGGCCUUUCCUCACUCCCUGCAGCUGAGCCACGGGCACCAGCUGGUGGACAGCCAAGUGCCAUCGCCCCCGUCCCGAGGAUCUCCGUCAAACGAGGGUCUGUGUGCGGUAUGUGGGGACAACGCAGCCUGCCAGCAUUAUGGAGUGAGAACCUGCGAGGGCUGCAAAGGAUUUUUCAAGCGCACCGUUCAGAAAAAUGCAAAAUACGUGUGUUUAGCAAAUAAAAACUGUCCUGUUGACAAACGCCGAAGAAAUCGUUGCCAGUUCUGCCGUUUCCAGAAGUGCCUUGUAGUCGGGAUGGUGAGGGAAGUUGUCCGAACGGAUAAUCUGAAAGGUCGAAGAGGACGCCUACCAUCCAAGCCCAAAAGUCCCCAGGAACCCUCCCCACCCUCGCCGCCGGUGAGCCUCAUAAGCGCACUCGUUCGGGCCCAUGUGGACUCCAACCCCUCCAUGUCUGCUUUGGACUACUCAAGAUUCCAGGCUAACCCUGACUACCAAAUGACUGGCGACAACACUCAGCACAUCCAGCAGUUCUAUGAUCUCCUGACGGGCUCCAUGGAGAUCAUCCGAGGCUGGGCGGAGAAGAUUCCUGGCUUUUCUGAUCUACCGAAGCAAGAUCAAGAUCUCCUCUUUGAAUCCGCCUUCCUUGAACUUUUUGUCCUACGGCUGGCGUACAGGUCCAACCCGGUGGAAGGAAAACUUAUUUUUUGUAAUGGAGUGGUGUUACACAGACUACAGUGCGUCCGUGGAUUUGGAGAGUGGGUGGACGCUAUCGUGGAGUUUUCUUCCAACUUGCAGAGCAUGAAUAUAGACAUCUCAGCUUUUUCCUGCAUCGCAGCUCUGGCCAUGGUAACAGAGCGACACGGGCUUAAGGAACCCAAGAGAGUCGAGGAUCUCCAAAACAAGAUAGUCAACUGUCUCAAAGACCAAGUGACGUUCAAUGGCGGUGGUUUGAAUCGUCCCAACUACUUGUCAAAACUCUUGGGAAAGCUCCCCGAACUGCGCACACUAUGUACCCAAGGUCUGCAGCGUAUCUUUUACCUAAAGCUAGAAGACCUAGUCCCUCCGCCAGCAAUAAUUGACAAACUUUUCCUCGACACCCUACCUUUCUGAGUCUGACUCAGAGGCGAAACCUCAAAGAACUUCCAAAAAGACUGUUUGAGUCAGACUUGACAGAUUUUUUUUCACGCUAUGAUUUCUGAGUAUUUGCAAGCUCCGUAGGCUACUAGAACACCAUAUUCAGAUGAGUAAAAGGAUUCAAGAAAAAAGUAACAAUAACGAGGAGGCAGAAAACUUUGAUUUGCUGUGUAGGCCUUUUAAUUCCCUGAAUUGUUUUUUCUUUUCUUUUCUUUUUUUGAGUGCCAAACGAGUUAAUGAGACACUUGGAAUUUCUCUCCAACUAAAGUUAACCUGGUCUUGCAAUCACUUACAGUUUCUUUAACAUCGGCUCUACUGAUUCAGCAUACUCAGAUGUAAUAUAUUCCAUUUAUAUACAUACAUAUAUAUAAAUAUAAACACACGCACACACACUGUAUAUUAUAAUAGAUUAUGUGAUGCCUCCAACGCAUCGGUUUAUAACGUGUACAAAGUUUGUUAUAAUGAAAAGAUUUAAUUUUCUUUUCUUUUUUGACUCGUGCCUAUGUGUUUCUGACAGGAUCCCAAAAGUAUCCAGAAAAGACAACGCAUGUUCUAGUUUUCUUUUUUCCCUUCUUCUUUUCUUUUCUUUUAUAGGCACUUGCUGAGGUGAUGUCUAUAUAUAAUAUAUACCGGACACUAUGUAGUCUGCUAGAUUUGAUACAGAUUCGUAGUUAUGGCACUCCUUUUAUGUAUGACGCAUAUGUGGAAAAAUAUUUCAUCUGUAUAGAAAAUGAGGGACCCAUGGUGUUUGUAAAACUGUCAGACAUUCCUUGUUUGUAUGUGCUGUAAGUAUUGUUGCUGUUGAAUAUAAACGUUUCUAUAUAUUUAUUAUUUCUAUUGCCAAGAGCUACACUAAGCAUGGUGCAAUUUAAAGGAUUUCAAACCAUCCAAGUUCAUGCUGAGCACGUUGUCUAUGUUUUAUGUCUUAUAAACGUCUAGGUAGUUAUGAUUUAACACGUUUGGAAAUGAAAAAUCCCAUCUUAUAUGAAGAGGUUUUCAUGAGUGUGUGAUUAUAGGCCUACAUUCUUUGGCAUCAUGAUGUACUUAAAAGUUCUGUAACGCAUUUGGUGCCGAAUUCCAAAAAAAAGGAAAAAAAACUUUAGAGAGAAAGAAAUAUUUAAUGUUUACAAAUAAAACUUUUAAAUCAAUUCUUUGCUAAACACUUUCUCUGAAAUUAAUUCAUCCUUCAAAUUCAGACCUUCCUAAUCGACGAGAGACACUCUGGCACAACAGAAAGAAGCUAUUCUCUCAUUCGAGCUUAAUUUAAUUUCCCCAAGGAGGCGGUUAGGAUUUUGCGCACGCAGGCCUGUUUGCGCAAAAUCUAACGUUUCAACAACAUAAUAAUAAUAACAAUAAUGUCUGUUUCGCCUUUUUUUAAGGAAACAUGAAAAGAUGUAGAGAUGUUUAGUUCAACGGAUUGUAAAUUAUGAUGUUGCAUUUUAAGGCUAAGAACAUUUCAUAAAUAAUCGGCAGUCAGUUUCAUGUUUUAUUUUGAAGUUUGGACUCUUCAAAAUUAUUCUGCUUUAUAAACGCACAGAUUCAGAAUUUGACUAAUCCAACCGCCUUGCUUACGCGUGUAGCCUAAAUGAAUCAUCAAAAUUAUUACUUUUAAUUUGGAGAGUCACUUAAACAUGGUCUCCUGCAUUUUUGUCUAUCUUUUAAAAAUAUUUCCUUAAUGUAAACAAAAAAAAGACUUAUUAGUCCAUCCUGAUGCAACCGCUUUCCAUUUUCUAAUGUCUCUUUGUAUUUGAUAAAAUAAAAGACCACAACGGAUUUAAUAUAGGAAUCUUAGUUUAACAUAAAGUACAAUUUCUUAAAGGAUCAUUUAAAAAAAAAAAAAGCAUCGGAUCUUAUAUUCCAAUCUAUUGCUCUGGAUGCUCUUUGCUGAUGUGACGUGGAUGAUAAUAAAACUUAACGGUAGACUUUACUUUUUGCGUAAUGAUCACAGAAUUAAUAAAGUAAUGUGCUCCUUUAUAUUACCUUUAGUUUUGUAUACAAGAUCAUCUUUUUUUACGCUCUCGCUUCAUUUAACUUUACUUUUAUUGCCUAAACGCACACUGUUAACCUGCGUUACCUGCCGACUGAGUCACAUCACAGCCGAAGCGGUUGAAAGUCAGCAGUUUUCCGGCAGUAAAACGCCGACUACAUGCAACUUGGCAUCACCAAUGACAAGCAGACGCAGUCAGUGUGCAGCCUACACAUGCUUUGUGAAAUGUGAAACCUGGUUGCGCACAGGUGGCACAGCUCUCCAAAAGAUCUCGCGUCACAGUGCUGAAUGUUGUCUGUGAAAUUUUCAAGUUUCAGUGAACAAGAAUGAUAUAAUGAUGCACAAACAGGAACGUUUUUUUCCCCCUUUUACCCAAGCCGGCGGAUGAUAGAAAUGCAAAGUAACCUGGUUCGUUUUAUUAGUUGACUAGUAAGCCUGUUAGUACAGACACACAAAAAAACUCCCCGGGGAGUCCCGUUGCGCGCUUCUGGUUUCUUCCACAGCACCUACUUCCACUUCACCAGUAAUUAAAUUAUACAGGUAAAACGUGCUAAUGUACAUCCCUUAAUCCCAUUUACUGAUUACCGUUACCACAGCUCGGGUCUUUGAGUUGUCGCGGCGCACCGCAUCUGCGUACGCUGUGGACUGUAACAGCAGAAAUAAAAGUGAUUCAGAAACGCAGAGAAAACGGCAGUGAUUUGGCCUGAACAACAGUGCAGCAGGGCCGCUGUCACAAAGCCUUUUCUCUACUCUAGCAGAGGAGAGAAGUGACGCCAGGCUCUGAGGCAUGUCUGGGACUUAUCCACAGUGAUUCCACAUUUAUCACAUGAUCAAGAUGAAGGGAACAGCUUAUUUUGAGAGAUAUUAGCAGCAGGCAAUAAAGUGUCUAAAUAAUUAGAUCGUCACUGUAAAGUGCUAAUUCCAAGGCAAAUUGGGAUUACGUUCAGAACCAGUUUGCUGACAUUUAGCAGAUCUGUUGAAAGGGUGCAUUACAAUGUCACAAGUUUCUUCUAUUGACUCUAAGUACAGUUAGGUUUUAAACAUGUCUAUCUCAGUACAAUAAAACAUGACACAUGUAGCUAA
This is a messenger RNA of Amphiprion ocellaris (clown anemonefish), 5178 nucleotides long. It is a transcript of the gene nr4a2a, whose product is annotated as nuclear receptor subfamily 4, group A, member 2a. Lineage: Eukaryota; Metazoa; Chordata; Actinopteri; Pomacentridae. The record is from RefSeq and is a predicted model, not a curated record. Gene Ontology annotation, biological process: regulation of transcription by RNA polymerase II; cellular response to corticotropin-releasing hormone stimulus; dopaminergic neuron differentiation. The transcript is spliced from 8 exons. Gene Ontology annotation, cellular component: nucleus; transcription regulator complex. Gene Ontology annotation, molecular function: nuclear glucocorticoid receptor binding; zinc ion binding; RNA polymerase II cis-regulatory region sequence-specific DNA binding. The coding region runs from base 282 to 2084 and encodes 600 amino acids.